Akanthomyces muscarius is the source of this 1869-nucleotide messenger RNA. RefSeq lists its product as uncharacterized. The coding region runs from base 1 to 1869 and encodes 622 amino acids. The record is from RefSeq and is a predicted model, not a curated record. The transcript has 3 exons. NCBI's taxonomy places the organism in Eukaryota, Fungi, Ascomycota, Sordariomycetes, Hypocreales, Cordycipitaceae.
AUGACGACAACCUUUGCGCCGUCCUUUUCCCGCACCACCACCACCACCACCAUCUCCUCCUCCACCGCCUCGCCCUCGCCGCUCACCAUCCUCGUCCACUCGGGCUUCGACGGCACCUCCGACUUCUUCCCCUUUCACGACCUCGCCAAGGUCGGCGGCUACACCAAGGACGACUUCACCUUCAAGGACCUCAUCCAGGACGGCAUCGACGGCGGGCCGCAGGUCGACCUCUUCCUCUCCGGCUGCCGCGUCGACGGCGCCGACGCGCCCGACUGCCCGGCGGCGUGCAACGACACGAGCCUCUACUUUGGCUCGCUCGAGACGUUUUACAACUGCGCGACCCUGGCGUCCGUCGCGCACUGGACCCGCGGCCGCGGCGCGUACCGCGUCGGCGAGGAGGCGGAGCGCAACGCCAGCGUGCUCAUGGGCGGGCGCUCGCUCGCCGAGUUUGACGGGCGGCCCGUGGUCGAGAACUUCGCCGCGUGCGCCCUCGAGUCGUGCGCCAAGGACCAGCUCUCGGUGCCGUGCGACGCCUCCGUCACCGCCCUGUCGCGGAGCUCGUCCACCGAGGCCAUCUUUGCCGCCAUGGACAACUUCUGCCCCGAGCUGCGCGCCGAAAUCAACCCCGACAUUUUCGGCCCUGGUGUGCUCAUCUCCUACGUCUUGCAAGUCGUCUUCUCCGCCUCCCUCUACCUCUUUCUCAAAAUUUUCACCUUUUGGGUCAGCUACUCCCAAAAGCCCACCAAGCGGCCGACGUCCGAACGCCUCGUCCGGCGCCUCACGCGCAUCGAGUCGAUGCUCUGGAAGGACUCGUCCGCCCUCUCCCGCACCAGCAUCGCCAUUGCCACCACGCUCGUCGAGUUCCAGGAGGCCCAGUGCUGGUUCAUAUUCGCCGUGCAAAUCGCCUCCAUCCUCGCCAUCGUCGUAAACUCCCAGGAAGGCACGUUCUGGGGCGAAAUCGUCGUCAACGGCGCCGUCGCCUUUCACAUUUCCCAAAACGGCAUCCUGCCCAUGUUUCUCGUGCAGGUGUGCCUGCACAACGAGGGCAUCCGCAACUGGCACACCUUCCUCGGCUUCUGCACCGAGUACUUGCUGGCCGUCGUCGCCACCACCCAGCGCAUCUCGUUCCGCGGCAGCUUCGACCUCUUCCGCGGACAGCACGAGAUGGCCGCGUGCGGCGGCAACCCCAGCCCGCGGACGUACUGCGCGUCGAGCGCCGGCGUCGACGGCCUGACGCUGACCUUUUUCCCGCACCCGCUCAUGUACAAGCUCGUCUUCCUGGUGCUCGACACCGUCGCCAUCGUCGCGCUCAGCGUCGACCAGUUCGCGUGGACGCUGCGCACGCACCACCGCACGCGCCACUGGGCCAUUGGCGCCCACGGGCUCGGCCGCUGGCCCGACGGGCCGCUCAAGCGCCACUGGGCGCGCUGGUCGCGCUGGUUCUGGCACGGCCUCGAGUUUGCGUACCUGGUCGUCAACGUCCUCUACCUCGUCUCCCUCAGCAAGGUCAUCAGCGGCGACAGCUUCCAGGCGAACCGCUGGUCGUACGGCCAGAUCAUUGCCAUGACGGUCUGGGGACCCGUCAUUGUCAAGUUGUUUUCCCUGAUUUUGUCCGGCCCGCCUAAAAACGGUCAAGGCCUCAACUCGGGCCCGCCGCGUCUACGCAUCGACAAUGUCCUCAACCGUCGACAGGCCAACAGCACCGACGACGGCAUGAGCACGUCCUCGUCGGCAAGGUGGAUUCCACCGCUGCCGCAGCAGCGGAAGCUGGCUAUGCCACGCAGUCCAGAUACAGACGGCGGCAUGAAUGAGGAAGUAGACGUGGAGACAGCGCCGCCGCCUAGAAAACAAACGAUACGCCAUGAAUGA